Octopus sinensis (East Asian common octopus) is the source of this 1210-nucleotide messenger RNA. RefSeq names its product neurofibromin-like. The record is from RefSeq and is a predicted model, not a curated record. The transcript has 10 exons. The coding region runs from base 296 to 1210 and encodes 304 amino acids. Lineage: Eukaryota; Metazoa; Mollusca; Cephalopoda; Octopoda; Octopodidae.
CGUGGUAGUGGUGGUGGUGAAGAAGGAGAGGGGAGAAGGAGGGCGUCGUGGUCGUAGCAGUCGAAGCGGCACAGUCACAGUCGCAGUGGUGCGCGUGUGUAGUGGCAGUCGUCGUCGUAGCAGUGAUAGUGUCGGUGUUGUCGGUAGUGGUGGUGGCGGCGGUGGCAGUCGUAGUAGUAGUGGUAGCAGUGUUGGUGGCGGUGGCGGCGGCGGUGUUGGUGUCGGUGGAGGUGGUGGUGGCGGUGGUGAACGUCGUCAUCGCGGUGGUCGAGUCUGUCUCCUCUGCUACGCGACCAUGGCCUCGCAGAAACCUGGAGAAUGGGUGCAGUCUCUCAUAGCCAGGUUUGAUGCACAGUUACCUGUGAAAAAAGGCCAACACACAACCCAGUCCAUUCAAAAUGUGGAGCAAAACAAAGAAUGUCUUAUUAAUGUUAGCAACUACAAAUUCUCAUUGGUUAUCAAUGGACUUACCAAAAUAUUACAGUCCAUUUCCAAUACGAGAUUAAAUGGACCCGAAGUUGAACGGAACUUUUUUGAGUCACAGUUGAUAAUUUUGGACACUUUGGAACAGGUACUAAACUCGCAACCCAAAGACACAAGCCGAUUAGAUGAAGCUAUGUAUGUGAAGCUGCUACUGCCUGAAAUUUGUAAAUGUCUUAACUGGUCCACAGAAACCACGCCCCUUGCCCUACAGCUGAAAACCUUAGCUUCCAAAGUCUUAUAUGCUCUCAGUCAAAAUAACUUCACAGCUGUCUUUCACAGAAUUUCAGCACGAUUAACGACCUUAUCAACGUGUAGUGAGGACCAGUCAGAUCUCUCAGAUUUGGACUUGAUACAACACAUAAAUGUUGACAUGAUACGACUUAUUAAGUUGUUAAACGAAAUCAGCUCCAAGUUCAAAACGUUGAAACAGAAAUCAGUAAUCUACACGCUAGCACACAAUCUAGAGAAGGCUAUCUGGAAUUGGAUGGACAAUUACCCACAUGAAUUUAAUAAUUUACACCAGAAACCAGACAGCGAAUUACAAGAUUACUGUGAUAAAAUGUUUGAGCUGUUCAACAGCUUUACAGAAAACUCCAAGAAGAAAGCUACAGUAUGGCCACUCCAGAUGAUGUUGUUGGUACUCUGUCCCGUAAAUAUAAGCUAUAUGAUUGAUUAUAAGCUUAUAUUUCUCCAAGAGAUCUCUAAAUCUCAAAAGUUUUCAGCUUAG